CGUGACUCUGUGUGGGGAUAGCAGUCAUUCAGGAGUACCAUACCCAUACCUACCAUGUGGCCGGAAUGGUUCCGUUCGCCAGAUGAUUGAUACCAUUGGUGUCCUCCUCGUCCGCCUGGAGGCGUCGAUCAUUGCCAUGCAGAUCUGUGGCACCAUCUCCACGAUCUUCCUCUGCGUCUACCUGCUGCGCGAGGGCAGGGUCUCAUUUGAUGAGGAGUCCAAGCCACGGGUGGGCAAGGUUUUGAUGAUGAUCAUCCUCAUAAUCUCGUACUUUGUCCUCACUGCCUUUAACGCCAUUGGCUUCCAAUCGGCGCUGCUGAGGAGAGAGCCCAAGAUUUCGCUGUGGGGCAUUGUGGCCUUUAUCCUCGCCAUUGUCACCGGCAUCUCUGUCCUUGACAUGCUGUUCAACGCUGACUCGCUGCUCGAGUGGGCCAUGUUCUUGAUCGAGUCAUGCUUCCUCACCGCAGAGCUCAUUGCUGUCCUCUACGUCUGGCAGGCUCGCGCUGCGUUUAUCAUCCAGGAGCGCGAGGCCCGCUCGGCAGGCGUGCCAGUUGCCCGCCCGGCCGGUGUCGUUUUUGUCGACGGCUCCGCCGCCGAGCCGACUCCGGUCUACUACGCCGAGCCGGUCCCUUACGCCGAACCGGUCACCGCCGAGCCGGUCAUGGCCCAGCCGGUCACCGCCCAGCCGGUCACCGGCGGCGACCAGUGGGUCGAGCAGCGCGGCGACCUGCCGCCGUACCAAGCAGCAGGUCACGCCAAGGGCGGCUCCCAUGUGUAGUGUCAUGUCAGUCAAAGAUGGAGAGCGGGACGGUGAGCGAGCCGCCGCUGCCCAUGUCGUAGCACUGCCACUGCGAGGUGAGCGGAUCAAACUCGAGGAGAUAGCGGA
Molecule: messenger RNA, 886 nt
Organism: Thecamonas trahens ATCC 50062
Lineage: Eukaryota; Apusomonadida; Apusomonadidae
Exons: 2
Coding region: 83-778 (231 amino acids)
Source: RefSeq, a predicted model, not a curated record